Pseudo-nitzschia multistriata is the source of this 3419-nucleotide messenger RNA. Lineage: Eukaryota; Bacillariophyta; Bacillariophyceae; Bacillariales; Bacillariaceae. The record is from the annotation of a GenBank genome assembly.
CUGCAUUCUCGUGUCGUGCCGUAGCUUUGUAGAUUGCGGCGUGCACACAYACAAACGCACACACAGUCACACACAAUUCUCCGUGCAACAAACCCAACCGAACCACCAAGACCGACSAUGCCCGGUCUCCUGACGCCCGAGCGCCGCCAGAAGGCGAAGCAACGGUCCCGCGUAAAGAGCAAGACCAAGAAAUCCCCCACGCCGCAGCCUUCGGCGAAAGAYGAUGCUUGUGGGCCCCGGACGGUGACGCCCACCACCGGAAGCGACCGGUCCUUCCGGUGGGACGACUACGGCGCCACCGGUUCGCCGUCGCCGUCGCUGUCGCUGGCCUCCUCGUCGUCCUUCUCGUCCCCCAUGCGARGCAACAACAGCGAGAAGAACCAGCAGACCUCCUUCCARACGGCCGCGACGGACUCGAUGUACGCCUCCGACGAAGACAUGCCGAUGGACGAGCUGAUGGGGAUGCAGAAACAGCGCAGCCUCCACAUCCACCGCGACUACAACAUCGGCUCCGCAAACAGCAUCGUGAGCAGCUCCACGAGGUCGUCCAGGGCGGUGUCUCCCCAGCGACGCAGCAGCAGUGGCAACAGAAAUAGCAACAGCAAGAGCAGCGCCACGCCGACCAACGAGGUCGGCGACGUUCUCGGCCUGUCCAACAUCAUGAGGAUGGUGUCGCCGUCGAACUGGAACAAUGUCUCGGGCCACGACACCGAGUCUUCUACGACGGGAAUCCAGAGGAUGAUUGCCGCCCUCGACAGCGGUUCCGCCGCCCUACGGCCGCCCGAUCUGAGCCGAGACGAAUGCCUCCUGUGGGAUUCCCUCCAGACCGCCAUGGCCAACGAUCGGAACGAGCAGCUCUCCAAGUUCAAGGCCGUGGAGCGCGAUCUCGAACGCAAGAUGAUCAAGGCCAAGACCCACAGCAUCGAUCUGGAACGAAAGGUUGCCGCCAUGGCGAUGGCCACGGAAACACCCGAGGGCGGCGAGGACGGAAAGCCCGCCGCAAGAAAUGCCCCCGAACGCGAGCGGGACAGCGACACCAAGCAGCUCCRGCAGAUAGAGUCCCUCCGGCAAGCGCUGGAAGCGAAGGAACGCCUUCUCAGGGAGCAGCAGGAAAGCCACGACGCCGAGGUCCUGGCCAUUCAGCGUGUUUUGGCCGAUGUUACCACGGAAAAGUUGCGGCUCGAGGGGGGCGAAGAUGCUCUGGCCGCCGAAAAGGAAAGCCCCACCGCGCCCGACCCCGAAGCGGCACACCGUGGCGCCAACGCGGACACCGACGCUUGCGCCGGCGCCGAGGACUCUGGAAGGAUCGCCUCCCUGACCUCCGAGCUGGAGGACGCGAGGGCCAAGCUCAAAGAAGCCGCGCAGGAAAACGAGAAACUGGCCACCGAGGUCGACGCCCUCCGAACGGAACUGGAAACCGCGAAAGCCAGCGCCGACGAGAGAGACAGCGCGGCGGAGGACCGGCACAGGGCCCAACUGGGGGAGCUCGAGGCAGCGAUUUCGUCGCAAAAGCUGGAAAACGAGAAGCUGCACGUCGAAAAGAUGGAAAUCCAGGUGGCCCGGGCCACCGCGCAGGCCGAAGYCGAGGGAUUCGAAACGGAGAACGAGGCCCUGGAAAGAGAAGCGGAGCAAGCGAAGCAAGAACGAGAGCAGGCAAUGCUCGAGGUGGAAGAACUGAAACAACAGAGGGCACUCGCGGAACAAGAAAUAGGAAACCUGAAAAAAGAAAAAGAAAAGGCCCUGGGCGAGGUAGAAAAGCUCCGAAAAUCAACGCUAAACGGAGCCGGAAAGCCUGCCGCGGAUGCCAAGGUGGACGCGGCAGACAAUUCGUCGGCGGACACACCCGGUGCGACCGACGACGGAGACGAAUCGAACGAGAGCGCGAACGCGAGCGCGGCGGAGGAGAGCGGAAACAAAACCGUCCGUGCCGAAGAAUUCGAAAAACUCCAACAAACCCUGACGGCGACGACCCUGUCGCUGGAAACCUCCAAAAAAAUAAUAGCCUCCCUGGAAAACGCGAACGGCUCGCUUGCCAUCGAGUCGCGAACGAAACUGAAAGAAAAGGAAGAAGAGCUCUCCGUGGCGCAAAAAGAAUCCGAGGAGCGCAAGCGCCACCUCGACAGCCUGGCCACGGAACUGCGUGAUUUGCAACGAAAACAGGGAGACAUCGAGGCAGCCGACCGGAGAGCGAUGGGCCAGGUCGCCAACCAAAAGAAACUAAAGGCACUCCUCGAAUCGAGCCUGUCCGAUCUACAGGAGUCGGUGGCCGUUCACGAGUGCGUUUCCGAUGCCUCGAACAUCGACGAGAUUUCCGAGAUUCUUGGCGACACGCUCAAUGCGAUUGCCGUGACGAUCGAAUCGGCGGAGCAGACCAUCGACGGCUCCUUYGCAGCCGCAGCAAGCGAUGCAGACUACGCAGAAACGACUUCCGAAGCCAGCAGCCAGGUCGACGUCAUCCACCGGAAGGAACCUUCGCGAAGCAUGAAACACGAACUGGACCAGAAGAAGAUAGCCGUAAAACGCCUGGAAGAAGCCCUGAAGAAGCAAAACGAGGAGAUUCGAAAGCUUCGCUACCAGCUCGAUGUCCGUGGCCGUGGAAGCAACCACAGCAACAACCACAACAGCAGCACCAACAACAGCAGCACCAACAACAACGAGAACGAGCAACUCAGAGCCGAGAUCCAGAAUCUCCGCCAGCAGUGCACAACCAACAUGGAGGUGCUAGCGAAGAAGGAGCGCGAGCUCUCGGUUCUGAGAUCGAGCCUGAAGGUCGACGACAACGAAUCGGGAUACAUAUCCGACGACGCGAGCGACGACGAAGACGACGACGACGGAACAGAGGUGGGAUCCAUCAUGUCCGCACCCAAGCUGAACGCGUACGGACCAGCCGACGCGGAGGCCUACGCGACGAUUUUGUCCCAAGCGAACGGGAGGAUCGGAAUGCCCGCCACCGCGCAGGUCGACGAAAUCGAAUCCCUGAAGAAGGACCUCAUGGAAGCCCUCGGAGAAAAGGAGUCCGCCUCGAAGGAGUUGAAAGCAAGACGAGAAUCGCUGGCAAACGCAAAAAUGAUCAUUUCUUCUCUGGAAAAAGCAAACAAGGGCAUGAUGGAAGACCUCCGAUCGCGCCUCCAGGACAGCAACACGGCGAUUUCGUCCCUCCUGGACAAGUCCAAGGCGCACGAAAACGAGGCCGAGGAUCUCAAGCAGAAGUUGCAGAAACUAGAGCGAGAAAAGGCCGAAGAACGGGAAAAAUACGAGUCCGAACUAACGGAACUGAGAAGAAAAGCAAGAAGCGACGACGGAGAAGAAAGUUCUUUGGAAGAGGAGAAACGGACGCUUGCAGCAGAUUUAGACUGACCAUGACAUCAUUUGUCGCAUAAAUUCCCCCAAAAGUUUUCGAACAAACUACUGUAUUCAAU